This is a messenger RNA of Diceros bicornis minor, 1798 nucleotides long. RefSeq names its product SMAD family member 3 (gene SMAD3). The transcript is spliced from 9 exons. Lineage: Eukaryota; Metazoa; Chordata; Mammalia; Perissodactyla; Rhinocerotidae. Gene Ontology annotation, molecular function: DNA-binding transcription factor activity, RNA polymerase II-specific; I-SMAD binding; RNA polymerase II cis-regulatory region sequence-specific DNA binding. The record is from RefSeq and is a predicted model, not a curated record. Gene Ontology annotation, biological process: anatomical structure morphogenesis; regulation of transcription by RNA polymerase II; cell differentiation. Gene Ontology annotation, cellular component: heteromeric SMAD protein complex. Bases 490 to 1767 code for a protein of 425 amino acids.
GCCCAGCGAGCGAGCGAGCGAGGGAGCCGGGAAGGAGGAGGGAAGCGGGGAGGCGAGGCUGCUGAGGCGGAGGGAUCUGCGCAUCAAAGCGAACAAGGCGAGCAAAGUUUGGCUGGGGGUUGGACUUUCCUUCCUGGAGGCGGCACCCAAACAGCUACCCCGUGCGGAAACCCAAACUUUCUUUUGCCACUCCGAGUCUCGCGGCCGCCGCCUCCGCCCCGCGUUCGGGGCCUGCCCGACCCCGCGCCGCUGUCGGCCGCCUGCCCGUCUCCCCCGCCGGCCUUCUCCCCGCCGUGGGAGCCGCUCGGGGCGCAGGGCUGCGCGCCGAGCCCCGCAGGCUGCAGCGCCGCGGCCCGGCCCGGAGCACGGGCAAGUUCGCCGAGAGUUGAGGCGAAGUUUGGGCGGCCGCGGCCGGCCCCGGCCGAGCGCCCCUCUGCGCCCCCGGCGUCCCACCGCGCGCAGCCCCGCCGGGGGCGCCCUCCCCCAGCCAUGUCGUCUAUCCUGCCCUUCACCCCGCCGAUCGUGAAGCGCUUGCUGGGCUGGAAGAAGGGCGAGCAGAACGGGCAGGAGGAGAAGUGGUGUGAGAAGGCGGUCAAGAGUUUGGUCAAGAAGCUCAAGAAGACGGGGCAGCUGGACGAGCUGGAGAAGGCCAUCACGACGCAGAACGUCAACACCAAGUGCAUUACCAUCCCCAGGUCCCUGGAUGGCCGACUGCAGGUGUCCCACCGGAAGGGGCUCCCCCAUGUCAUCUACUGCCGCCUGUGGCGAUGGCCCGACCUACACAGCCACCACGAGCUGCGGGCCAUGGAGCUGUGUGAGUUUGCCUUCAACAUGAAGAAGGACGAGGUCUGCGUGAAUCCCUACCACUAUCAGAGGGUAGAGACCCCAGUUCUACCUCCUGUGUUGGUGCCACGCCACACAGAGAUCCCGGCCGAGUUCCCCCCGCUGGAUGACUACAGCCAUUCCAUCCCCGAAAACACUAACUUCCCCGCGGGCAUCGAGCCCCAGAGCAAUAUUCCAGAAACCCCACCCCCUGGCUACCUGAGUGAAGAUGGAGAGACCAGUGACCACCAGAUGAACCACAGUAUGGAUGCAGGUUCUCCAAACCUAUCCCCGAAUCCAAUGUCCCCAGCACACAAUAACUUGGACCUGCAGCCCGUCACCUACUGCGAGCCGGCCUUCUGGUGCUCCAUCUCCUACUAUGAGCUGAACCAGCGCGUCGGGGAGACAUUCCACGCCUCGCAGCCGUCCAUGACGGUGGACGGCUUCACCGACCCCUCCAACUCGGAGCGCUUCUGCCUCGGGCUGCUCUCCAAUGUCAACAGGAACGCAGCCGUGGAGCUCACUCGGAGGCAUAUCGGGCGAGGCGUGCGGCUGUACUACAUCGGAGGGGAGGUCUUCGCAGAGUGCCUCAGCGACAGUGCUAUUUUCGUCCAGUCUCCAAACUGUAACCAGCGCUAUGGCUGGCACCCAGCCACGGUCUGCAAGAUCCCACCAGGCUGCAACCUGAAGAUCUUCAACAACCAGGAGUUUGCUGCCCUCCUGGCUCAGUCUGUCAAUCAGGGCUUCGAGGCCGUCUACCAGCUGACACGAAUGUGCACCAUCCGCAUGAGCUUCGUCAAAGGCUGGGGAGCAGAAUACAGGAGACAGACAGUGACCAGCACCCCCUGCUGGAUCGAGCUACACCUGAAUGGGCCUUUGCAGUGGCUUGACAAGGUCCUCACCCAGAUGGGCUCCCCAAGUAUCCGCUGUUCCAGUGUGUCUUAGAGACAUUGGGUGUGAAGGGGGAGGGUGGGGA